This is a messenger RNA of Cuscuta campestris, 4108 nucleotides long. NCBI's taxonomy places the organism in Eukaryota, Viridiplantae, Streptophyta, Magnoliopsida, Solanales, Convolvulaceae. The record is from the annotation of a GenBank genome assembly.
CCGAAUUCACUCUCUCUGAACUUCCUUGUAAAAGCACCCGUGCAUUCCCCGUUAUAAGAUAGAUUGGGCUACAGGCGCGGGGACCAUGCCCCUACAAGCCCCGAUGGCGGUAGCGUCAUUCCAGACGCCGAUGCCGCAACCAUCGCCUUUCCAACCCCAGUUAGUCAGCGCCAUGGCCCCUGUCAACUUGGCCGGUGCACUAAACGCUGCGGGGCCAUCGCGUCCCCCGCAAACUACGCAAAUCACUCCUCACGGUCAUUGCGUCUCGAUUGAGAGUGAUGACGGCGAGUGGGACGUCCCGAGGGCCCACAAGAAGAAGAAAGGAAAGAACAUCCGGCCAGCGACCUCCCGAAACUCCGCCUUCGAAAGGCUGGGGGAUAGGGAGGAAGGCCAGAGGAAGUCGGCCAAGCAGAGGCUGGGGCAGAGCGUUGCCCAUGUCAGCGCAUUCGCCAGGCUAGGCGAGGUGCGGGAGGCCGAGCCUGCCCGCACCCGGCGCCCCCGGUCUAACCGGCAGGAGCCAGCGAGGACGAGGGCCUCCCACCAAGAGGGGGAGGCAGAGAGCCAGCCCAGGUUACCGGUGACGAACCGGUUAACCAUCCCAAACGACCGCGUGCAGCAGAUGGAGGCAAAGCUGGAGAAGCUGGAAAAGAAGGUCGGGGAGAAGAAUGACCGGGAUAAACCCCUGGCAGGGUCCCCGUUUACCACAAGGGUCCAUCUAACACCUUUCCCGCGAAAGGUCAAGAUCGACGCCCCCAGAUUCACCGGGAAGGAAGAUCCGGAGAUCCACCUGGACUCCUUCAACCAGAGUGCGACCAUGAACGCCGGGCAGAGGGAGUGUGAGAACCUCACUCAGUUCCUUACCCGGUGGAAGGAAGAGGUAGACAAGGUGGAAGAGAUGGACGACAAGACCGUCCUCUCCCUCCUCCUGAAUGGCUUGCGUGCUGGGGAACUAUACAAGGAGUUCUGCCGGAAACCCCCAGCCACGUACCAAGAGGCCUACCAUACUGCAUGGGAGUUUGCUGAAGCUGAAGCCCAGCUCCGGGCAAAGAAAGAAGCUGAGCAUGGUCACAAGCCCAAGCCGGUGCAAGUCAAGAAGGAAGAAGCACCGGGACCUAGCCGGCCGAGGCACCACUAUGACCCGGUCAUCCGAGUGGUCAAUACAGAAGAAUGCCAAGAAGUCCGGAAGGCACCGGUCAUUCCUCCAGAAAACCCUACCGGUCAAGUAGGGCGGCAGUGGUCGGGGACCUAUUGUUCGUACCACAGAACUGAUUCCCAUAACACCUCCGAAUGCAAAAGUGUUAAAGGGGUCAUCCGGCAGAUGAUCGACAGUGGAGAGCUGGGCAAAGAUUACUUGCAGAAAGCCCAGGAGAAGAGUCAUCAGUGGGUUAGGCCAAGUACCCCGGGGAAUGACCGGGACAAUGACCGGCGGAGGAAUAAUCGGCCAAGGGAGCGGCAACCUGCCCCCGAAAAAGAACACAUCGGCAUGAUCUUCGGCGGACCCGAGGGUGGAGAUUCAGCCGCGCAGCGGAAGAACUGGGUCCGGAGCAUUUACGUGGGAGAAGUAAGUGCCGAACCGCCCAAGCGUAAGCAUACUAGGAGGGAGCCCAUCGUCUUUACUGACCGGGAUCUCCCUCCUACCGGUGAAGAUCACAAUGAUCCAUUGGUCAUCACCAUGGACAUUAACGGGGUGGAUGUCGCCCGGGUACUUGUUGACACCGGCAGCAGUGUCAACAUCUUGUACCUGGAGACCUUCCAAAAGCUCAGGUUGUGUCGAACGCAACUUGAACCCCUCAAAACCCCCCUCUCUGGCUUCACGGGGGACACCGUUGAAGCUGAAGGAUUCAUAGUUCUACCGGUCGAACUAGGGUCAGGUGAAAAGACCGUGUGGAAGAAGAUGCGGUUCAUAGUGGUGGACAUCAAAUGCGUCCACAACGCAAUUCUAGGAAGGCCAGGCAUCAAUAAAGUCGGGGCGGUGAUUUCUAUGCCUCACCUGUGCAUGAAGUUCCACACACCUGGCGGUGUGGGUGAGGUGAAGGGCGACCAGAGGAACGCCAGGGAGUGCUAUGCCCGGGCAGUCAAGAAAAUGACCAGAGGGGUCAAUGUCAUCUCCCAGGAGAUCACAAAGGGAGAGACCCGGGAAAAGCUGGAACCCGAAGCGGAGACGGUGGAAGUCGAACUUCACCCGGGCGAUUCUUCGAGGAUGGUCAGAAUUGGAGCAAAUCUCCCCGAAGAUCUCAAGGAGCAGAUUACACGGGUCCUCCGAGAAUACGCGGGCAUAUUCGCAUGGAGCGUGGCGGAUAUGCCCGGGAUAGAUCGCUCUGUUAUUUGCCACCGGUUGGCCGUGAGGGAGGGAAGUCGACCGGUACGCCAAAAAAAGCGGUACCUGGCCAGUGACCGGCGAGACUUCGUCAAAAAGGAAGUGAAAGAUCUCCUCGGUGUUGACUUACCGGUCAACAAGCCCACUGAGCAAUGGUGGGAGAUGGCAGUUGACGGGGCAUCCGGUCCUAGAGGAUACGGGGGUGGUGUCGUGUUCACCACCCCAGAAGGAUUCAAGAUCUACCAUGCAAUCAUCUUCAACUUCAAACUGACGAACAACGAGGCAGAAUAUGAAGCUCUGGCUGGAGGGCUCAGACUUGCCCAAGCCCUGAAAAUUAGCCGGGUCAGUAUCAAAUCUGACUCUAGCCUGAUAGUAGGCCAGGUGACCGGUAACAUGGAAGCAAGGGAAGGACGCAUGGCACAAUACAAGGACCUUAUACUUGCCCUGUUAAAGGGCUUCGAAGAAUUCAAGAUCGCCCAAAUUCCCCGGGCAGAGAACGUGGAUGCAGACCUUCUCUCCAAGCUAACGCAGUACGCUCCCGAGCAUGUUUCGAAACUUGCCCGGGUGGAGAUCCUUGACCGGUCAAGCAUCGAUAAAUUGGAAGUCGGCGCUGUAACUCCCGGAAGCCAAUUUGACCGGUCAAACUUGGUUGGGGCGGACGACCAUUGGAUGAGUGAUCUGAUGGAAUAUUUGAUGGAUGGGAGCUUGCCGGAACAAGAUGACCGGGCAAGAAAAGUGAAGCUCAGGGCACCCCGAUUCCAGAUUCUUGAUGGAAAGCUGUAUAAGAAGGCAUUGGGGGGGGCCACUCCUGAGAUACCAGCGACCUACUAUCACCCCGUAUCGAAUGUCAUCCCAUUCGCUAGAUUCAGGGUUGAUAUCAUUGGGGCAUUCCCAGUCGCCCAUGGAGGGAAGAAAUUCGUAAUCGUAGCCAUCGAUUACUUCACCAAGUGGAUCGAGGCCGAAGCGUUGGCCAGCAUUACCACGCAACAAUGCAAGAAAUUCAUUUGGAAGAACAUCAUCACGAGGUUUGGAGCGCCCAUAAACCUCAUCACCGACAACGGCCCUCAAUUCCGAAAUCCAAGAUUCACUGAAUACUUGGAGGGCUUCGGGAUAAAGCACAAUCGUUCCUCGGUAGCGUACCCCCAGGGGAAUGGCCAAGUGGAAAACGCCAACCGAACGAUUGUGGAUGGUCUGAAGAAACGGCUGGGAGAAGCGGGGAACAAAUGGCUGGAAGAGCUCCCACACAUCGUAUGGGCAUUCCGAGUAACACCCAGGAGGGCUCACGGGGAAACUCCAUUCUCCCUAACCUAUGGGUGUGAAGCGAGGCUGCCCAUCGAAGCUGAAUUCCCCACGUUUCGGGAGUCAAAUUAUCAACCCGAGCGGAAUGAGGAAGACCACUUGGCCGAACUCAACUUGGUCGAAGAACGGAGAAUGGCCGCAGAAGUCAAAAUGACCGCAUACCAACAAGUGGUGAAGAAGUACCAUGAUAACAAGGUUGGGCCGCGGUAUUUCCAGGUUGGGGAUGAAGUCCUACGAAGAAGAGAAGCAAGUAGGCCCGGCGACGGAGGAAAGCUAGCAAAAAACUGGGAAGGCCCGUAUAGGGUUAGAGCCCUUGUUCGCCCAGGAACCUACCAGUUAGAAACUCUUGAAGGGGUACCGGUAGAAAGAACUUGGAAUUCCCAUCAUCUUCGCAAGUUCUACAAAUGAUUGUAAUACUAGGCAAGGCCUACUUUAUUAACAAGCGAAUCGAUGAUGUUCAAUACCCUGUUUGGUAGCGGCAGGAUUGAUAGG